This is a messenger RNA of Penicillium vulpinum, 1794 nucleotides long. RefSeq lists its product as uncharacterized. The coding region runs from base 1 to 1794 and encodes 597 amino acids. The record is from RefSeq and is a predicted model, not a curated record. The transcript is spliced from 2 exons. NCBI's taxonomy places the organism in Eukaryota, Fungi, Ascomycota, Eurotiomycetes, Eurotiales, Aspergillaceae.
AUGACCGCGAAGCUUUACCCAGUGAUCAUGAAAUAUCGUGGGAAAGUUAGGACUCGACAGCAUUUAGUGAAUGAAGACCUACUAGAUAAUAUUCUCGAACGUGUAUCGCCCUACCUUCAUCGAAACCAACCGGUAGACGUUCUGGACCUUUGGCCUGGGGAUGGUGUCUGGUCAUCUAAAGUGAAUGAACUUCUUCAACCUCGCCGCCAUGUGCUUCUUGAACCAAGUGAGCGAUAUCACGGGCUACUCACUCCGCUUGUCCAAAGCAAGUCGUGCUAUAAACUCGUCCAGCAAGAAAUAUAUGGGAAAUCCGAUUGGAGUGAUUUUAUGGCAACCAAUUUCCCAGAACAGGGCCCUCAAAAUCGAGAAGGCUGCGGGAUUAUACCAAAGAAUGACACACUACUCGUCGUGGCUAACCUGCCUGAUGCUGUCUCUGCGACGAAUCAUUUCACACCCAGCCGCUGGUUUCUCAACUUCUUGAAUACCUGCUUAAAACAAACUGAGCUUAAUAUGUAUGGGGCUGUACGCGUCCUUGCUACAAUGUCCGUCAACGAGGUCUCGGUUAUGUUACCGCGGUCCGUUACGGAGCGCGCACGAACUGGCGUAUUCGCGGAGACGAUAGGCCUACACAACAUAGAGAUUGCUAGUCCACACGACCAUGAGCGCUCUCCUCAAUCGCGAGGCUGGGAUAGCUUAACAGCGAACGCGAAGCGCGUGGCCGAGAGGGCUGCAGCACAUGGCAUUAUCACUCCUCCCGACAGACAGCUUCCUCCCUUGGAGGUGGUGCGACAAUCUACUCGCCACCCCAAAAAGGAGGCACCAUACCAGCCUCGGGUGUCUACUUCUCUUCACAAGAAAAUCUUCGCCACUAUCGACGCAGCAGAUAAGUUGGGUAUCGAUUCAUCCGCUGAAACCACAGACCCCAAAGCCAAGGGACUAAUUCGAAAGCGAGGAUUGGCAUUCACGGCCCUUGCUAGAGAUAAUUUAGCGGCUUACAACCGCCAUAAGCUCACCGAUAUGAUACUUGAGAUGGACGAGGCGGGCCGGACAUUUGCACGUGCAGCUGCGGAUCCCAAGGAGAGUGUUGAGGGGCUGAAGGCUAUGGAAGAUCAUAUGGCAUCUCUCGAAUCGAAUUUUGCCACUUUUUUCUCGUCCGUUCACCACGCUAUGCGGGAAAAAUAUGAGCAUACAGCCGAUGACGCCCGCUUAACUAGAAUCUCCAACAACUUUGACGAUUCCUACUUGGUACAUGACCGGCGGCCAUUCGAACCCCUAUACAUCCACUCCGAUGAGAUUUACCCUCGCACCAGCCCGGGGCAAGGAGUCUUAUAUUUCGAAGCAAACUCCAACCCUCCCGCUCUGAAGAAGACCUCUGACCUACCGAGUGGAGAGAGAAACGACGUCUUUGAACGUUUUUUUGCGCUGCUAAGCUGUGUGGGCAUCCGUGGCAAGACGCCAGUCUCGGAAAUACUCGAAAGACUUUUCCCGAUGGAGAGCAUCAAUGAUAUUGUGCGGGAUAUCCCGAGCCUUGCGAUAUUUGCCGGAAGACGACUCAAGAGUGGCUAUGGGCCGAUGCCCUUGCCUGAUGGUUCGACCUCAGACCCGGCUUUCAGCUAUCAGGAGAACAUUGACUAUGAUUUGAGCAAUGUUCGAUUCCGCAUUCUUUCUACGGAAGCGCUGGUCGACAUUGCGAUCAAGUAUGAGCAGCUUCCGGAGAAGCUCGAUAUCAUCCACUUUGGCCGGGCACUAGGCGGGACAUUGACUCACGCGCAGCUAGGGGGGGACCUUUUCUAA